AUGUCCUGCCAGCAGAGCCAGCAGCAGUGCCAGCCCCCUCCCAAGUGCCCCUCAUCGCCCAAGUGCCCCCCAAAGAGUCCAGCACAGUGCUCCCCGCCAGCUCCUGCUGUCUGUGCUCCUGGCUCCGGGGACGGCUGCUGCCUGAGCCACCACAGGCACCACAGAUCCCACAGAUGCUGGCUCCACGGCUCUGACACCUGUGACAGUGGCAGUGGGCGGCAGUCUGGGGGCUCUGGGUGUGGCCAUGGCUCCAGGGACUGUUGCUGA
This is a messenger RNA of Callorhinus ursinus (northern fur seal), 267 nucleotides long. RefSeq names its product late cornified envelope protein 3A-like. NCBI's taxonomy places the organism in Eukaryota, Metazoa, Chordata, Mammalia, Carnivora, Otariidae. The record is from RefSeq and is a predicted model, not a curated record. Gene Ontology annotation, biological process: epidermis development.